Columba livia (rock pigeon) is the source of this 6099-nucleotide messenger RNA. RefSeq names its product gap junction protein gamma 1 (gene GJC1). Gene Ontology annotation, cellular component: connexin complex. Bases 1559 to 2740 code for a protein of 393 amino acids. The transcript has 5 exons. Gene Ontology annotation, molecular function: gap junction channel activity. NCBI's taxonomy places the organism in Eukaryota, Metazoa, Chordata, Aves, Columbiformes, Columbidae. The record is from RefSeq and is a predicted model, not a curated record. Gene Ontology annotation, biological process: cell-cell signaling.
UGGGGCAGGGGCACCCCGUGGGGCAGGGGCACCCCGUGGGGCAGGGACACCCCGUGGGGCAAGGACACCCCGUGGGGCAGGGACACCCGCGCUCCCGCUGGGUCCCCAUUGCGGGGCCGGGCGUUGCUGAUGUGCCCUCCCCAAGUGUAGCGAUGCAAGCCCCGGUCGCAGCUUUCUGCCAUUAGAGACGAGCGUGCUGGGAGCGCGCAGCCUUCAGUGGGAAAUGUUGCUUUUUGCUGUGAUCGUAGCUCCGAGUAACAGGUAUUUUUUACUUUGAGAGGCACCAGCCGUGUGUCCCCUCGCUGUGAGCGCUCCUGGCACAGGCGGCUCAGCCAUCCCCGCUCCUCGCCCCGGCAGGUCCCUGAGUGUUGGUGACGGCAGCACCAACACAAGCAAAGAAAUAAACAGCGUCUUGCUCUCCUUGAACAGAUAAACAGUUACAAAGCUGUUGAUAACCUGAGUUAACCGCGUCAGGCGCUACUCGGCGUGUCCGUGUGCUCCAUCGCAAUGCAGAGCACGAAGAGGAAAAAUCCACCCUGUUACUGGAUAACGAAAGUUUUGGCUCCGUUGGGCCAAACUUUCACAAGAAUGGCAUUUGUUACAGUUAUUUUUACUGGGUUUUUUUUUAGCCAAUUCUCUUUUCUACUGGCAGGAGUUAGUUCUGAGUCUCGCUGGUCAUUGCGACCUUGCGUCCCACGGAAGUGCUGGUUUUGUUCCACCGUCAGCUUGUUUGCAAAUAGGAGAUGGCGCACAGAGAUUUAAUUAGGGCAUGGAUGUACCCUAUGGAUUCUUGAGCAACAGUUGGUAACCCCGGGCUCAGCAUUUUCAGUUGGUAUUUAGAAACGAGAGGAAGAACAAAAACUUCACGUUUGACAGACAGCUCAUUAUUCUUGUUAUUAUUUCCAUGUCUUCUGCCAACUGCAAGUUGAGGAUAAUUGGUAGAAAACAAAUCUGUCCCUUUCUGUUUGAAUCUAUUUCAUGGUUGUGUUCAGCAACCCAGUCUGGUUACCAAACCCCACCUCUCUUCAGGCCAUUUGGGAGGGGAAAGCUGCUGUUUUCUGUCAGGACUUGUGAUUAGGAAAAUGAACAGUGCCCUUUUCUCUUGUUUUCUAUUCUUUCCAAGUAUAUUCUAAAGUUACGCUUGUGCUUUCUUGGGGGAACAAGUCAAGUCCAAUCUACAAAGUGGGAUAUGUAAGAAAACGAAUGUCCAAUCACACAGGCAUCUUCCCCGUUCUUCGGCUGGUUUCGAGACAAAUAGAUUCCCCGUCGGAUGUUUAAGCAAGUUGUGAAGGAUGCGGGCGCCGAGUGCUGUGUUGCUAACGAGGAGGUGGGCCCGUAGCAUCGCUCGCUUCCCUUCACUCCAACACCUCAUAGCCUUGCCAGCCCUGGGAUGGGUUUUUCACUCUUACGAUUGCAAAUGUAUAUUGAUUUCCAUCUAAUCUCUCCUCUCAGAUGUUUGACAGCAGACUUCUCCAAAGCCUGCGGAAGAGACGUCGCAUCUUCAAGCAAAUUCUGGCUGCUGGAGUUUCCCGAUAACAGCUAGAAUUAUUUGACCACCAUGAGUUGGAGUUUUCUGACCCGUCUGUUAGAGGAGAUCCACAAUCACUCAACCUUUGUUGGCAAAAUCUGGCUGACGGUGUUGAUUGUGUUUCGCAUCGUCCUGACCGCCGUGGGAGGAGAAUCCAUUUAUUACGACGAACAAAGCAAGUUUGUGUGCAACACGGAGCAGCCCGGCUGUGAGAACGUCUGUUACGAUGCUUUCGCUCCCCUUUCGCACGUCAGGUUUUGGGUGUUCCAGAUCAUCCUGGUUGCCACUCCGUCCGUCAUGUAUUUAGGCUACGCCAUUCAUAAAAUCGCCCGGAUGGUGGAACACAGUGAGGCCGAUAGAAGAAUCCGAAGCAAGAGCUUUUCCAUGCGCUGGAAACAACACCGCGGCUUGGAGGAGACCGAGGAGGACCACGAGGAGGACCCCAUGAUGUACCCCGAAAUAGAGCUGGAGAGCGAGCGGGAGAACAAAGAGCAGCAGCCCGCGGCCAAGGCCAAGCACGACGGCAGGCGGCGGAUCCGCGAGGACGGGCUCAUGAAGAUUUACGUCCUGCAGCUCCUGGCGAGGACCACGUUUGAAAUCGGCUUUCUGGUGGGUCAGUAUCUGUUGUACGGCUUUGAGGUCAGCCCCGUGUUCGUGUGCAGCAGGAGGCCGUGCCCGCACAAAAUCGAUUGUUUCAUUUCCAGGCCGACCGAAAAGACCAUUUUCCUGCUGAUCAUGUACGGGGUGAGCUGCAUGUGUUUACUUUUGAAUGUCUGGGAGAUGCUCCAUUUGGGCUUCGGCACAAUCCGGGACACGUUGAACAACAAGAGGAAAGAGCUGGAAGACUCGGGUACCUACAACUACCCUUUCACUUGGAACACACCGUCCGCUCCUCCCGGCUACAACAUCGCGGUGAAGCCGGAGCAAAUGCAAUACACUGAAUUAUCCAACGCCAAAAUGGCCUACAAGCAGAACAAAGCCAACAUCGCUCAGGAACAGCAGUACGGCAGCAACGAAGAAAACAUCCCCGCCGACCUGGAAAACCUGCAGAGGGAAAUCAAAGUGGCUCAGGAGCGCCUGGACAUGGCGAUCCAGGCGUACAACAACCAAAACAACCCCGGCGCUGCCAGAGAGAAGAAAUCCAAAGCAGGUUCCAACAAAAGCAGCGCCAGCAGCAAGUCCGGGGACGGCAAGAACUCUGUCUGGAUUUAACGUUGGCUCAGUUGAGAUGUUGUGGGGUUUUUUUGCUCCUAGUUUAUCGUAACCAGCAACCCCUUGAAUAAUGGCUUCCAUUCAGUAAAUAUUUGACUCUGCUUAUUUUCAGGGAUACCGUUGGCUAGUGAUUCGACCUCUCAGAAGAGGGUUUAUACGUGUAUUCUGGGAUUAGAGAACUUGAUUCUUCUGCCUUCCAAGUCAGGAGACAAAUAGGUAUAUUUAAAUCAUUCUCAUUGAACGGUUUAUGCUGUAUGUACAGUAUUAUAGUACAUUUAUUAUGCACAAUUCUUUUGUAUUUGUACACUGGAUCUCUGACGUUCCGCUUUUUUAUAUUCAGGAGGAGAAAGCAAUGGGUAGCUGGUAGCGUUUUGCUAGUUUUAUUACCGUGCUCCGCAGUUCCGUCCUUGUUCCCCCUCGUUUUCGAUGCUGCGUUUCCAAAGUGCCUUGAACACACAGCACAGAGGAGCCUCCGGUCGCUGAGGAGCGUUGGAAACCAUCUGUGAGCGGUGCUCUCGACUCUGUCUUUUACAAAAAUGACGUGCUCCUUAUCAAAUGCAAGUGUCGUACUAUAGUUAAUAUGCAUUACAGGGUUAUUUUCCCCCGUAUGGAAAAUUAUUUCCAGGAAAAACAUACGUUUGUGAGAUGAUUUGUGUUCAGAGAACCAGCGUAACGCGGGGAGGGCUCGGACCUCCCUGCAAGCUUUAUGCAACAGGAGGGAAAAGAGACUUCAAACUCUUGUAAAACACCCAGAAACAAACGGUAAAUAGAAACUACUGGCUUCGGUAAUUCCGCAGAUGUAUGCGGUGUCUGUUUUUUGAGGCCUGUCGUUACAUGACGCUCCCCGAGGGCACGGCGGCGUUCCCGUACCUUUUGGAGAAGAUUGCUGUCUUCUCCUAAAUAAUCCGCUGCGAUGGAGUCACGGUGAGUUUGUUCCACUGGAGGAAGAACCUUCCUCCCCCCAGCCAGGACACACGAGCUGUCUGGAAGAGUUUUCGCCAAGCCCUCGCCGAAUAUCACUGAAAUCGCCUUAUUCCAGACCCCUCUCCCUUCCAUUAUGUCCGAGGAAUUUCCUUCAGACAGAGCAAUAUGUAUAAUUUAGAUUUCUGCUUGAGAGCCCGCUCCGAUUUGGCAUUCUGUGGUUUUGGCAUUAAACUUGAAUUUAUAAUUAGAACAGGAGAACGCGGUAUUUACUGCCUUUGGCGGCGUCUUCUUGGCAGGGACGCGCAUUAAUGUUCGAGAGAUGCUGAGAACUGGCUAUGCUUUGCUACUAUUUAUAAUCUAUUCAGGACCUUGCUCCGCUCUCUUUAUUUUUUUAGGCUUUCAUGCAUUUUAAUCUCUUUCGGAGGGCCUGUUGGAAGCGGGACUGUUCAUUUCCGAGGCUACCUCAGUCCUUGGUGCCCUCGCCGGCUCGGGAGCGGGAUUGAGGAGCACACAGGUGAACCCUACUCGUUCCUAAGCCCAGGCUUGACCUUAAAUUUAAACCAAGAGCGAGUGCGCUCUUGCCGUUGCAAGCAAGGGGUUCUGUUGCAUUGUGUGGUUUUGCUCUGGGACCCCAGGUGUGAUCCCAGCUCUGCUUUAGAGACCCAAACCUGCCCUUUUGAGCCCCAGCUUCUCCGUAUCGUCUCCAGCUUGCAAACCAAGUUUGUGGUUUUUGUUCAGCAGGAACUCGGGAGGGGAGCGACCUCUUUGUUUUACGCAGAAAAGUUUGAGGGCGCCGUCCGUGGGGUCAGUUUAAGUAGCGCAGUGUGUAAAUAGUGAUUUUUUAAAAGCUGGAGGGCAGGGACAGGUCACUAGUGAGAUGGGGUGAGAGGGAGUUGAUUAACAGCGCUGCUCUAAUUAAACAGCAGUCGGGAGAGAAAAGCGAGUGGGCUUUGCUGGCAGAAAGCUGGGGGUGCGAUGGAGAAAUGGCUGGAGAAGGUGUCUGAGAGCGCCAGGGCGCGGGGGGUUGGGAGCCGCAGGAUCUGGUCGCGGUGCUGGGACAACCGGGGUACAGCGGGGCUGGGGCACCGGCUGUCCCCUCCACCCCUGACUGUCUCCUCUGCUCUCCUGUCCCCUCUAUUCCCCUGUCCCCUCUGCUCCCCUGUCCCCUCCACCUCUGCUGCCCCCUGUGCUCCCGCUGUCCCCUCUGCUCCCCUGUCCCCUCUAUUCCCCGUCCCCUCUGCUCCCCUGUCCCCUCUGCUCCUGCUGUCCCCUCUGCUCCUGCUGUCCCCUCUGCUCCCCUGUCCCCUCUAUUCCCCGUCCCCUCUGCUCCCCUGUCCCACUGCUCCCCUGUCCCCUCCACCUCUGCUGUCCCCUCUGCUCCCGCUGUCCCCUCUGCUCCCCUGUCUCCUCUGCUCCCCUGUCCCCUCUAUUCUCCGUCCCCUCUGCUCCCCUGUCCCACUGCUCCCCUGUCCCCUCCACCUCUGCUGUCCCCUCUGCUCCCGCUGUCCCCUCUGCUCCUGCUGUCCCCUCCACCCCUGCUGUCCCCUCUGUUCCCCUGUCCCCUCUGCUCCUGCUGUCCCCUCUAUUCUCCGUCCCCUCCGCUCCCACUGUCCCCCCUGCUCCCCUGUCCCCUCCACCCCUGCUGUCUCCUCUGUUCCCCUGUCCCCUCUGUUCCCCUGUCCCCUCUGCUCCUGUUGUCCCCUCUCCUCCCACUCUCCCCACUCUUCCCACUGUCCCCUCUACUCCCUUGUCCCCUCUGCUCCUGUUGUCCCCUCCUCUCCCACUGUCCCCAUCGGUCACAGUUUCCCCGGGGUCACGUUGCUCUGGACCCUUCACGGUGCUUUGGGACAGCAAGAGGUGAAAAUCCCGUCCCCUCUCUGCUCCCCGGGCAAACCGCAGCAAUUUCCUACCAGUGGCUUCAAAGAAACCCAGUUCAUUCGCAUCAGCCCUUUCCCAAUUAACAACCUAACCCAUCACCCGCUUAAAUUACCAUCUCAGGUCAGUCCUGCCAGCUUUUGUCCACAUAAAAAUAAGAAUCCUCUCAUUAGUGAGCAGAGUGUGUAGAAUAUCCCCAUCCCAGCGCUGAAAUCAUUCCGAAAAUACAAAGUAAUGGAGCUGUUUCUAUUACUACUUGUUGCUUUUCAUUUUAAUUGUGUAUCAAGUGCACAUUUUCUGAGUGUUUGUUGUUGGUAGACAAUGUCUGUUCAAGCUCUACAUGUUCCUGGCUGUGUUUUCAGUUCCAAAGCAUCAGGCUUGAUUUUUCCUAUCAAAUGAUCCGUGCAUUACCUUAAAAUGCUCUCUCGCUUUGGUUUAAUGUCCGAAAUAAACCUUCAGAAGGGACUUUUGGGCAAAAAAUACUGACCGGAACUCGGGUUUGUGUUGUCAUUCUCUGUUUUUGGAAGAAAAAACCCUAUUAAAUCCAGUGGAUUACUCCA